AUGGAGGAAUGGACAGAAGAUUAGAUUUACAAGAUUAUACUAAAAAUUAGUGAAGAGUAGUCUGAUAGUUUUUUAAAUACGGUAGAAGACCAUCCAAAGUUUGACGGAAAUAACAGUAUAUCAUAUAACUAAAGUAGUUAAUUAAAUCUUGAUGAUUGGAAUAUAAGAAAAGGAAGAGGUGAUAAAAGAAGUUAUACACUUGAUCAGUAUAUAUUCAAUUUAACAAGAUAUUUUAUUCUCUAGAUUAAAUUCAAUGAAAGUUGAGAAUGAAGAUUAAAUCUCGUAAUAUGAACAUAAGAUUAUGGUAAUGAAUUAAGAGUAUGAAUAAUGUUUGUCUCAUAUUAAAGAAUUAGAAGUAAUAAUUUAUAUAUCUUUAGAAUGUAAAUUAAAACUAGAACGAACAAAACGAAAAGCUUUUUGAUUAAAUUUAACGUAUCGAAGAUGAGUUAUCUAAUGGAAGAUUAAAAUACAAACAAAUAGAGAAUGAACUUGAAAAAAAGAAUGCAUAAUUGAAAGUAAUGAUUUACCAACCUUUAGGAAUGCAUUACAUCAUUCUAAAAUAAUGAGUAAAUUAAUAAUUAGAUGAGAAAAAAAAAUUAAGAUUUAGAGGAAUAAAUUAAUCGGUAGAAAAAUGAAAUUCAUUAGAAGGAUGCUCAAAUCGGGAAAUUGAUAGCUAAAAUAAAGGAUUAAGAUGAUAAAAUAUAAUUAAAGGAUUAAGAAAUUAAAAGUAUAUUUUUAUAAUAUAAAUUAGAUUUUAUUAAAGAAAAUGAUAAGCAGCAAUACACACCUUUUGAAUAAUAAUAAGCUUAACACGAUUCCAUAAAAAAGGAAAAAAAAAGAACUAUUAAUUAUAUGACAAGAAAUAAGAGCAAUACAGUUCUUUUAAGAUCAGAAACUUUACACUCAAGAAGUUAAAGUCAUUAUAUUGGUUAAUUUGAUCUUGAAUAAUUUAAAGAGUAAUGCGCUGCAUCAGUUAAAUCUUAAAAUUCUGAAAGCGAAGAUGAUUAAACUGAUAAAAAGACAUUAAAAUAGGAAAAUGAUGAGCAAUAGGAGCUUGAAAAAUUGGUUAUUGAAUUAAAGAGUAAACUUGAAACAUAAUCAAAUCAAUUGCAGAUUGUUGAGAAUGAAAAGAAAUAAUGUGAAGCAUAAAUAAUAGCAUUAUCGUCUGAGAUUAAUGUGUUCAAGAUAAAAGAGAAAAAAAUGACUCUAUAGUAAAAGUAAUAGGAAAAAAAAUUGACAGAAUUGUAAUCUGGUAAAACCUAGAUCUAUUAUAGAAAAAAAUAAAUUUUAAACUGAAUAAGAGUAAUUGGAAACGAGAAUGUAAGAAAUCGAAAAUAAACACCAAUAAAAAAUGAAAUUAAUGACUUCUGAAAAUGAUUAAUUAGUAAAUUUUAAUUUAAUUAGAAAAAACGAUUAUCAUUAAAUCUAGGAAAAGUGGAAACUUAAUAAGAGAAGGAUAAAGACCUCAUGAAAAUAAAAAAAGAAUACGAUGAUAUGAUUAUGGAAAUGUAAAAGUAAAAUAUGGAUUUGCAGUAAUAACAAAAAUUUAUAUAGUUUUUUAAACGAGGAACUUAUAGAAGAAAACAAUAAAAUUAAUGAAUAAUUAAAAGAUAUAAAUUAAAAAUAAUUAAGUAAACAUUAUAAAUUAAUUAGUAUAAAAGACGAUAUUGAAGAGAUUUUAAAAUUAGAAAAGUAGCUAGAACUUAUGGAAUAUGAUUUGAUUUCAUAAAAACAAAGUAAAAUAUUAAAAUAUGAAUAGUUAGUUUAAUUCAAAGCAAAAUCAUUUUUGAGUAAGGAAUAAGUCAAAUAAGUGUUGAAAAUUUUAAGAAUAAUAAUGAUACAAAAAAAAACGGUUUAAGUGAGACAUAGGUUGAGAAAAUAAUAAAUGGUUUGGUUGAGAUAAGUGAAAAAAAAGAUGAUGGAUAAAUUAUAAAUGAGGUUAAAGAAUAAUUUGAUAAGAAAAAAUAAAUUGAAAUGAUUCGAUAAUUAGAAUAAAAAAAUGAUCAAUUAUAAACAGAAUUAUAAGAAAAGGAGGCAUAAUAAUUAAAACAAAUUGAAAUUAUUAAUUUAGAGAUUGAAAAAGGUGUGCAUCAUUUGGUUGAGAAAAAUCAAUAAAUUGAAUAAUAAUCAGCGACUAUUAAAGAAUUAGAAUAGAAAAAUCAUUAAUUAUAAUCAGAACUAUAAGAAAAAGAAGUAUAAAAAUUAAAAGAAAUAGAAAUUAUUAAAUUAGAGAUUGAAAAAGGUGUGCAUCAUUUGGUUGAGAAAAAUCAAUAAAUUGAAUAAUAAUCAGCGACUAUUAAAGAAUUAGAAUAGAAAAAUCAUUAAUUAUAAUCAGAACUAUAAGAAAAAGAAGUAUAAAAAUUAAAAGAAAUAGAAAUUAUUAAAUUAGAGAUUGAAAAAGGUGUGCAUCAUUUGGUUGAGAAAAAUCAAUAAAUUGAAUAAUAAUCAGCGACUAUUAAAGAAUUAGAAUAGAAAAAUCAUUAAUUAUAAUCAGAACUAUAAGAAAAAGAAGUAUAAAAAUUAAAAGAAAUAGAAAUUAUUAAAUUAGAGAUUGAAAAAGGUGUGCAUCAUUUGGUUGAGAAAAAUCAAUAAAUUGAAUAAUAAUCAGCGACUAUUAAAGAAUUAGAAUAGAAAAAUCAUUAAUUAUAAUCAGAACUAUAAGAAAAAGAAGUAUAAAAAUUAAAAGAAAUAGAAAUUAUUAAAUUAGAGAUUGAAAAAGGUGUGCAUCAUUUGGUUGAGAAAAAUCAAUAAAUUGAAUAAUAAUCAGCGACUAUUAAAGAAUUAGAAUAGAAAAAUCAUUAAUUAUAAUCAGAACUAUAAGAAAAAGAAGUAUAAAAAUUAAAAGAAAUAGAAAUUAUUAAAUUAGAGAUUGAAAAAGGUGUGCAUCAUUUGGUCGAGAAAAAUCAAUAAAUCGAAUAAUAAUCAGCGACUAUUAAAGAAUUAGAAUAGAAAAAUCAUUAAUUAUAAUCAGAACUAUAAGAAAAAGAAGUAUAAAAAUUAAAAGAAAUAGAAAUUAUUAAAUUAGAGAUUGAAAAAGGUGUGCAUCAUUUGGUCGAGAAAAAUCAAUAAAUUGAAUAAUAGUCAGCGACUAUUAAAGAAUUAGAAUAGAAAACUCAUUAAUUAUAAUCAGAACUAUAAGAAAAAGAAGCAUAAAAAUUGAAAGAAAUAGAAAUUAUUAAAUUAGAGAUUGAAAAAGGUGUGCAUCAUUUGAUCGAGAAAAAUCAAUAAAUUGAAUAAUAGUCAGCGACUAUUUAAGAAUUAGAGUAAAAGAUUCAUGUCCUUCAAGAGGAAAUUAAGGAAAAAGAGGCAUAAAAAUUACAAGAAAUUGAAAUUAUUAAAUUAGAGAUAGAAAAAGGGGUCAAUCAUUUGGUUGAGAAAAAUCAAUAAAUUGAAUAAUAAUCAGCGACUAUUUAAGAAUUAGAGUAAAAGAUUCAUGUCCUUCAAGAGGAAAUUAAGGAAAAAGAGGCAUAAAAAUUACAAGAAAUUGAAAUUAUUAAAUUAGAGAUAGAAAAAGGGGUCAAUCAUUUGGUUGAGAAAAAUCAAUAAAUUGAAUAAUAAUCAGCGACUAUUUAAGAAUUAGAGUAAAAGAUUCAUGUCCUUCAAGAGGAAAUUAAGGAAAAAGAGGCAUAAAAAUUACAAGAAAUUGAAAUUAUUAAAUUAGAGAUAGAAAAAGGGGUCAAUCAUUUGGUUGAGAAAAAUCAAUAAAUUGAAUAAUAAUCAGCGACUAUUUAAGAAUUAGAGUAAAAGAUUCAUGUCCUUCAAGAGGAAAUUAAGGAAAAAGAGGCAUAAAAAUUACAAGAAAUUGAAAUUAUUAAAUUAGAGAUAGAAAAAGGGGUCAAUCAUUUGGUUGAGAAAAAUCAAUAAAUUGAAUAAUAAUCAGCGACUAUUUAAGAAUUAGAGUAAAAGAUUCAUGUCCUUCAAGAGGAAAUUAAGGAAAAAGAGGCAUAAAAAUUACAAGAAAUUGAAAUUAUUAAAUUAGAGAUAGAAAAAGGGGUCAAUCAUUUACUAGAAAAUACUUCAUUUAUAGAUUUAUAAAAAGAAACAAUUACCAAUUUAGAACUACAAGUUCUUUAAUUAUAAUCUGAAUUAUCCCAUACUUAAGAAUCCAGUUAAAAUUAAUUGUUAUAAUUAAAUCUUUCGCUAACUGAAAAGUAAUAGCUUUUAUCUGAAUAAAAUUAAUCCAUUUUACAAUUUUAAUAACAAAUAGAAUAACAGAAUGUAACAUUGCAAUAGUUACUUAAUAAUACUUAUAUUUAAAGUUAAGAACAGGCCAUUUCUUAAUUAGUACAAGAAAUUAAAACUUUAAAAUAAUAAAUCGAAUAAUAAGAUGAUAAUUAAAAAGUUUAUGAAUAGAUAUUGAUUAACCAAAUUGAAAAAUUAAAACAAACUAAUCUUAGUCAAUCAAAUUAAAUAAUCUCUUUAACUUAAGAUAAAGACAAACUUCAGUAAUAUUUAUUUGUAUAAAUAGAUCAAUUUGUUCUUAAUUAAAAUAAAUUGAAAAAAUACUAUAAGAUGAAUUACUUAAAAUGUAAGAUAAAAUAGAUGAAUUAUGCAUUGAACUAGAUAAAGUAUAAUAACCAUCUACUCGAUCUUCAUCAAUUUCAUCUUAAAAUAAAACUUUGAUAUAUGAAUAGUUCUUUCACUUAGUAAUUAUAUAUUUUAAGUUAGACCUCUCAAUCAGUUCAGAUGAAUUCAAAUCAUUAGAAUGCUUUCGAUGUUAAACUAAAAUCAUAUUACUCCGAAGUUGUAAGUUAAGGUGUACCUUUUCAUAAAGUAUUAUUUAUAAUAUUUUUAGUGGUCAAAAUGGCUUGAAGAUAAACUAAAAGAAGAAUUACAUAAAUAUUAAAGAUGA
Paramecium octaurelia is the source of this 4852-nucleotide messenger RNA. Lineage: Eukaryota; Ciliophora; Oligohymenophorea; Peniculida; Parameciidae. The record is from the annotation of a GenBank genome assembly.